UUCCUUUCCUCCAACUCCACCUUCUUCCCCCUCUUACCCACUCUGACUCUUUCCUUCCUAUUCCUUCCUUCUUUCCUUCACUCUCCUUUCAUUUCCUUCCAUUUCCUCCUAUUUCCACCAUGCCGUUUCCUUUCCUCCUCUUCUUUUCCUCCAUUUUCCUCUCCUUUCCUUCCCUUUCAUUCUCUCAACAAACCCCUCCCAAAGGAUAUUUAAUUAACUGCGGCGCAACCAGGAGAUCGGUGAUCGACGGCCGAGUAUGGUUACCCGACGGUAACUUCAUAUCCGCCGGAACAUCCAAAAGCCUAACUGUCCCCGGCUUAGUCCCCACGCUCUCCACCGUCCGGUCGUUUCCUCUCGAGAACAAGAACCUCCGGCGUAAGUUCUGUUACGUGGUGCGUGUAUACCGUGGUGCGAGGUACUUGAUUAGGACGACUUACUAUUACGGUGGAGUCAACGGUUUGGAUUUUGAUUCGCCGCCAGUUUUUGAUCAGAUUGUUGAUGGUACGUUUUGGAGCGUGGUGAAUACGACGGAGGAUUAUGGGAAAGGAUUGUCGUCGUAUUAUGAAGGUGUAUUUGAAGCUAAAGGGAAUACGAUGAGUGUUUGUGUGGCUUCGAAUACUUAUACAGUGUCUGACCCGUUUAUUUCGAGUUUGGAGAUGUUGAUUUUGGGGGAUUCGAUUUAUAAUACUACGAAAUUUGAUUCUCAUGCUUUGCAUUUGGUUGCUAGGCACAGUUUUGGGCAUAAUGGAUCCAUUAUUAGGUACCCGGAUGAUCAAUUUGAUCGAUAUUGGCAGCCAUAUGAAGAAAAUGUAUCUGUUACAGCAAGCAAGAAGAUCCCAGCUGUUUCUGGGUUCUGGAACAUCCCCCCUUCAAAAGUCUUUGAAACUGCACUUUCAACAGCUCAAUUGGAAUCCAUGGAGUUGAGAUGGCCCCCUUUCUCACUCCCAAACUCAACUUAUUACAUUGCUCUGUAUUUUGCUGAUAAUAGCGAUUCAAUGUCAUCAAACUCCAGGGUGAUUGACAUGCACAUAAAUGAUGUAAGGUAUUAUAGCAAUCUGGUUUUGUCUUCAGAAGGAGCCGCUGUCUUCGCAACUAGAUGGCCUCUUGGUGGUCUUACAAAGAUAACCUUAAGUCCUGCUGCUAAUUCAAAUGGUAGUCCUUUGAUCAAUGCUGGAGAGAUUUUUGAUGUUCUUCGCCUCGGAGGAAGGACUCAUACAAGAGAUGUAAUAGCUUUAGAAGAGCUAAAGAACAGUUUGCGGAACCCUCCAUUAGAUUGGAAUGGUGAUCCUUGUCUGCCACGUGAUUACACAUGGACUGGAGUUAAAUGCUCCGAGGGCGAACGAACUCGUGUGAUUUCUUUGAACCUGACUGGUAUGGGUCUUUUGGGAUCACUGUCACCAAGCAUUGCCAAUUUAACUGCACUCAAUGGCAUUUGGCUCAGUAACAACAGUUUAUCAGGAGUAAUACCUGAUCUCAGUUCAUUAAAGCUACUUGAAAUAUUGCAUUUGCAAGACAAUCAACUCACUGGAGAAAUUCCAUCAUCACUUGGAGAGAUGAAAAGUUUGCGUGAACUGUUCUUGCAAAACAACAAUCUGACCGGCCGCAUACCCGAUAGUCUUAUUGGAAGACCGGGGCUGGAAGUUCGGACUUCCGGAAAUCAGUUUUUGUCUCCACCACCUUCUUAAGUUUAUAUCAUCCAAAGGGAAACUUCACACGAACUCGAAUUGUAAAAAUAGUCGAUUUUCGGCCGACUUUAGAAUUUUUUGCCGGUAGUCUCACUAUUAUCUUCUCUCUGGCUUUCUCUAAAUGCAAUAUACCGGAAAUAUUUGUGGAUUGAUUCUUUGUUUUGCUUGAAUUCUAGGUCAUUGUUCAUCAUACCUUACUAACUGUUUAUUGCAUUGUAAUUUUAUGAGUCUUCGUAUUGGCUGAUGUAUUUAUUUACCAUGAAUAUACAUAACAGUUAUAUGAACACUUUUGUAAACAUCAUAUUUUAUGUACAUGAUGUCUUUUAUUUAUUGUUGGAAA
Messenger RNA from Gossypium raimondii (Peruvian cotton), 2025 nucleotides. RefSeq names its product leucine-rich repeat receptor-like serine/threonine-protein kinase At2g14510. The record is from RefSeq and is a predicted model, not a curated record. The transcript has 9 exons. Bases 120 to 1685 code for a protein of 521 amino acids. Gene Ontology annotation, molecular function: protein binding. Lineage: Eukaryota; Viridiplantae; Streptophyta; Magnoliopsida; Malvales; Malvaceae.